Messenger RNA from Striga hermonthica, 1226 nucleotides. The record is from the annotation of a GenBank genome assembly. Lineage: Eukaryota; Viridiplantae; Streptophyta; Magnoliopsida; Lamiales; Orobanchaceae.
AUGGCUUUUCAAGAUCCUUACGAGUUGCAAAUGAAUCAGAUUCCGAUGCAUAACACUUAUCACGAUCAGAAAAAUUAUAACGGGUUGCAUUACCAGGACCAGUGUGCCAGGCCACCUCACCUGAUGCAAAGGCAAGAACCGGGCAGUGGAGGCUUUUAUCCGAAGUACCAAAGCAGUCCCCACCUAGCUCCUGUGCCUUACCACGUACCACCGCCAUAUAAUUUGUAUAAGUCGGGCCCAUACAUGGAUGAUGGCAUGAUGUACAUGGAUGCCUUAGAGACAUCAUCCUACCUUCCUAAUUUUAGCCGUCACCACCCAUCUUGCUCCUAUAGCGAUCAAUACUCCAACUUUCCUAAUGCCGAGAGUUUUAUUAAGUACCAUGAUCAUCUGGGGGAUUAUAGUAAUGGCAGAUUAAAAUCUUCUAGCGUUCAAGCGCACGCGAGGUGGCCGAGUGACGUGAAUUCAGAGGUGGACGGAUUUAUCCGUCGGCGUCCACCCAGGAGCAGUUUGGCUUCAGGUGGGAGAAUUUGCCGUCCGAUAGGCUGUGGUGCUCCGUUUUUCACAUGCAACAAUUGUUUCGAGCUAUUGCUUUUGCCUAAGAAUGUCCGUGUGGAUGAUAAUAACGGCAGAAGGAAGAAAGUGACCUGCGGGUCAUGCUCUGCAGUUGUUGUUUUUACAGUUACCAACAAUAAGUUAGUUUUUUCGUCCAUCGUUCAGCCUGAGGAUAGUUAUAAUAGUUACGUAAAAGUUGAAAAUUCGGUAAAGACAACUUUCUUGUCGAAUGAUUACGAAAAUUCAAGUUACGAUGGAUCCUCGAACAAAUCCGGUGAGAUAAAGAGGCGCAUUUCUAAUUCUGCAUGCAUGUCUGAGGUGCAGGAGGAUAAUGGGGGUUCUGUGUCAAAAGACGAAAAGGGCCCCGUAGGCUUGUCUCUUCAGGACCAUUUUGAGUAUUCAAAUAAGUUUCAUAGGGGCAUGCGUUUUGGGGAGGAAAGCAAAAGCAGAUUUCCUGAAAUGGGCAAUGUGAUUUUAAAUGAGAAUGUUAAUACUAACAAGCAGAUUACGAGGAAAGAGUCAUCGGCAACUGAAAUUGAGUUGUCAUCCAACGAGUACUCAAAUACAGGAACAACUUUUGAUUCGGGUGAAGCAAGUAAUGAAGGAGAUCGUCUGAAAGGGAGUGAUACAGCCAAGAUGUUAUUAACUGGCAUCGGGGUUAGUGAUUCCAACAG